AUGGAGAGCGUUGACCACCACGACAAAGCCGCCACCCGCCUGUCCCUUUCCCCUCCCCAUCCGCCGGCACCGCUCUCCCUGACGCCAUCGCCCAACUCGGCGGCGCUGGUGAACACGCACUGGGUGCCGACCAGGGAGCAGCUCGCCGUGCUGGAGGGGCUGUACCGUCAGGGGAUGCGCACCCCCACCGCCGAGGAGAUACAUCAGGUGAUGGCGAGGCUGCAGGAGCACGGCCCCAUCGAUGGUAAGAACGUCUUCCACUGGUUCCAGAACCAGCAGGUCCGGCUGCGCCAGAGGGAGAAGCGGCAGCGAUCUGACUACUUCGCCAGGCAGUUCCGCCGCCCCCAUCCGCUACCCGUGCUCCACAGCCCCUCUGGCCACCCCAUCUCCCCGGUCCAACUCCAGGCGCCGCCGGCGCCGAACACUCCUACAUGCAAUGGAGAAGCGAUGUACAUGCAGCAGCCAUGCUACAUGUCAGGGCCAGCAGCGCAGCCCGCGGCUAAUGCAACCUACUACUCACAGAUGCAGCCGCCGAUAAUGUAUCCAAGUGUGGAGAUGAUGGGGCAUGGCAAUGUACAUGCACAGGCGCAUGCUGCCAUGUACUACCAGGCAGCAUCUCCGAACAACUCCAACACUCAACAAAUAUGUGUGCUCGAGUUGCCCCCAGCCGCCGGCAGCUACGAUACCCCCGACGCGUACUCCCACAGCCCCGUGCUUCUGAAUCUGUUCCCACAGUACCCCACCUUUGCAAAUCGCAAGAAGACCCGCCGCGUCGGGAGCGUUGGCUCCGCGAGGCCAUCGACCUCUAGGUCGAUCUCUUGGGAGACGGAGAGUCCCAAGAUCCCCAACAGACACAUUGUUGUCAAUCUAUGA
Molecule: messenger RNA, 873 nt
Organism: Triticum turgidum subsp. durum (durum wheat)
Lineage: Eukaryota; Viridiplantae; Streptophyta; Magnoliopsida; Poales; Poaceae
Source: the annotation of a GenBank genome assembly